This is a messenger RNA of Amoebophrya sp. A120, 939 nucleotides long. The record is from the annotation of a GenBank genome assembly. NCBI's taxonomy places the organism in Eukaryota, Dinophyceae, Syndiniales, Amoebophryaceae.
GUCCAACCAUCGGCGAGUACGACUUGAACUUGAUGCUCAAUUCUCUCCGCUACGUGCGCGGUAAAAGAGUAAUCAAAUCCGGAGAUGUGCCACGGGCUUUCCUCCGGAAUUUGAAGUUCAAACCGGAAAACCGACCAAGGUUUUGCUUCCCCGCCAACACCUUCAGCCCGGACUUGCUGAAGACCCUGCGUUCCGAAUUCGGGAUUGGCAAGGAAAGUAUCUUUGUCAUGAACAUCAGCCUGUAUGGGCUCAAGGAGGCGGCUCUUAUGUGGUAUCGCACCAUAAGCCAAUUCCUUGAAAGCAUCGGGUACAGGAUGUCUCCGGAUUCCCCUUGCGUCUUCGUCCGCGGUAGGAGCAAGGUUUGCUUGCACGUGGACGAUCUUCUUUUUGGAGGUGAAGAAGAAGAUUGGAAACUGCUCGCGAGACAGCUGGCGGAACGCUUCGAGUUGCACACGUGGAACGAUGCCGAAGCUGGUCUCAUUUACACCGGGAUACAUGUUCUGCAUCGAGCUGAGGAACAGAAGGUGAAGACAAACAUGCAGCACAAGAUCGACGAGCUACUUGAGAUGGACUUCCAGGCUUCCCCCACUGAACAACUAACACCAGAGUUUGUCACAAAACUCAAGGGUGCGCGCGGCAGCCUGUUGUUCAUUGCUCGACGACAUGUGGAAUGCAAAUUCCCCACCCGCUCCAUGGCUCUGGGCGCAGACGAGGCGAAGACUUUCGAAUGGAUCACCGGGACGAACGGAAUCAUCCAGCGUUUGAAAUCCGACACCCGCGGGAUCGUCUUCGACCUGUCCUACGAGAAGGAAGUUAUCGUCAUGCUGCCGGAUGCGUCAUACCAGCAUCCCACCGCCAAGGAAGAGCCGGAUGGUGCAAAUCCAUGUGAGGAAGAAAACGACCUCGACGCCCGUCCAGAUUUUGCUUUCUCCAACACCG